Porites lobata is the source of this 9344-nucleotide messenger RNA. The record is from the annotation of a GenBank genome assembly. Lineage: Eukaryota; Metazoa; Cnidaria; Anthozoa; Scleractinia; Poritidae.
AUGCCACAGGACGCUAUGAACAUGUGGAUAGACGAGUUACAGGAAGACCACUUUAGAGUCUGCCUGCGGGAAGUAAAAACAUUUGACGGCAAGCACCAAAAUAUUCAAGUGGUAAGUUGAUCUGUUACAUGAGUUUUAAUUGUUUGUGAGUAAUAAUUUUCACACGAGCUCUGUUGUUAGAUACACUUUUUAAAUUUUUUCAUUUAAAAAUGAGGAUUAUCAAAACACAGUCUGAGUUUUCUGUCAUUUUCGGUUGAGUCUUAUGAAGUAAUAAGAGUCUUCUAAGGUAAAAGUAAAAUAAAAUAUCGGACUGGUCCGUUAAGGUUAUCAAAUCGCCGAAAAAGCGUCAAUGAUCUUCUGAUUCCUUUUGUUAAACUUUCACCAUCCGGUAGAGUUAUUAGCUUCGUCAGUUUUACUAUUACAGCAUCCUCUCUAAGCAGCAAAUACUAAAUUAGCAACUGAUUGCAACAAGCUGUUUUGUUUUCUAGGACUGGUUGGCUUUACCCAAGGAACUGGUGAGAUGACAUUCCAUGGAAAACUACAGUUUGAGAAUGGUGGCGCUCUACUGGAACGAGACAACUUUGCUUUCUGCAAGGUAAUAAACAAAUUUUGGUAGUGGGACGUUGAAAACGUAGAUAUUUGGAAUUUUACCAGCAACUUAUUUGUCUUGCAGUUGGUAGAGCUAAGACAUGAUGAACUUUGCGACAAAUCAAAGAAUUCAAUCCGCUUUGAAUUUUCGAAAGUAAUACAAUUAUCAUGUCCUGUGUUGCCUUUAACAUUUGUAGCAAAUGUAAAACGUGGUGAGAAUAAGGAAGAAUGGUACUUUUGCCUUUCAUUUGUCGUCUCUCGUCCCUUUAAUCAAUAAUGCAAGCUAAAUUUGCUUCCUGUCCCUUCUUUACAGGUCCUUAAAUAUACCGAGACGUUUUAUGCACCUCCCGUUGUUAUGGUAACAGUCAGUCAUCUUUAUGACAGCAAUAACGUUUAUUCUGUUAAGCCGGAGAACAAUGUUCUGAACACCUGGAUACAGGUAAAAUAGCGACAAUCUUGACUGUCAUCCGCACGCUUAAUUGCAACUUGAAAAUUAAUUUAUUUUUACGUUAAAGUAGGCAGCUAACUGAUAGAUUCCCACCAUGUUUAUCUUUUAUCUAAUACGGUGAGUGUUUACGAUUUGUGACCACAGGAAAUAACGAUUUCAACUUUUCGUGUAUGCGUUAAGGACUUGGCAGGAAUGGAAAGCCAACAUGAUCCAGUUAUUGUUCACUACACAGUUAUUGGAGGUAGAUAUUCUAGAACUAAAAUGUAGUGUUACAGUCUUCUUUUGCUGCCGUAGCAUUUCCUUAGUCUCGAUCUCGUAGGUCCCUUGAAACUACUGCAAAGGAUGGUCGAAAGAAGGCUCCAAGAACACUUUCAUUCAGUGCUCCCCUCAUGUUUCUCGUACUCGAUUCGAAGAUCGCAAUAAGUAACGAUGAGUUAGGACUUAUAGAUCUACAGUAAAUAAUUACAGAAACAGUUAGCAAAUUAAAUGACAUAUAAAAUAAUUAAUUGAAAGGAUAAAUAAAUAAAUAAAUAAAUAAAUAAAUAAGAGAACUGACAUUUGAUUUGGCCAAGAUUUGGCAUUUUGAAUUGUUGUGUGUAUCAUUUGUUAACAGAUCUUGACCCGUGCAUCAAUGUUUCCUGCAAGUACUUUGCAGUAUGCAAAGCGUUUGGUCCCAGGGACGCGCGAUGCAUUUGCGUGGAUAAUUGUCCAUCAUUCGAGGAGCCUGUGUGUUCCUCCAAUGGAACUACAUACGAUAACGUGUGUGUGUUCCAGCGAGAAAUGUGCCAUCUCCGGGCAAACUUCACUGUCUAUCAUCCAGGAGAUUGUACUGGUAAUUUUGCUUGUGAGUCAUUAUAUUUUGUUGUAUUUUUUAGACAAGUGAGUUCUUCAUUGUUUACCGGCUCCCUGCGGUGUGAAUAAUCUCAUAGUUGAAUAAACCUCCUCAUGAUUUUCACUCGUGAGUAACGUUUGAUGUUACCCGCAAGGCAGUGUUUAAAUUUCGCUGGCGUACCUUCUCAAAAAUUUGGUUCCAAUUUCCUUUUAAAUUCAAUCUUGAUGUAAGCUUAGUUAUAUAGUUUCUAGUUGCCAAGCUCUGCUUUCUUCUUUGUGGCUUAAGUUCAAUUCAAUCUUGACUGGACAUUUUUUAACCAAACAGUCUCACAAGUUUUUGUUGUUGUUGUUAUUGGUUGUUUUCAGGAUUCCCUUCCCAAAAAGGCCGUCAUCGCCUCAGUCACAACCCAGUCUGGGCUGAAGCAGUUUGCGAACAAGUUCCACUGGAACCUUACGCCUUUUAUCCUGACAAACCGGUUCAAAUACAGGUUUCUGUCAAUGACGUGAACUUCUCAGACCCAGCCUAUGUUCACGAGGCAGUGGUUGCUUGGGUUGAAGACAUCAUGGGGAACAAUUUCACAGUUUGCGUCACACAGGCUGGUAGAAACGAGAGGAGAAAUGGAGAAACGUUUGCCACAGUGGACUGGCUGGCAUACCAAGGAGCUCCUGACGGGGGAGUGUCGGGUGAAAUGGACCUGCCAACCUGGUGGACUGGGACGAACUGUCGUACAGUGUCUUUGCCCUCGGUGAGUUCAAUUUGUAGUAUUCUCAAGUUCAUAGAUAAGAGUGUCUUUUAAGGUUGCUCCGUCAUUGAUACUGGAUCAUUUAGCUCAGUGUGACAAAUUUUCCGUCAUAACUUUUUCGUUUUUAACGCGAUGGCUGCGAAGCUUUGCAAAGAACAACAGAUGUCAUUCGGCAAUAGUAAGAAAUAUUCCGAUUUCGUUGAUGGUAAAUAUUUCUUGAGAAAUUAGCGCUUAAAAGGACCCUACUGUUCAAAGAAAAUCGCGUCUAUUAAAGAAAAUGCUGAUAUUUUUUACUGAAAUUUCUGGUAUUGGCUUUUAUUGAUAUAACUAAUUUUCGGGAGAAAUUUCCGAAAAAUCGUUGGAGCAGAAGUCCGUAACUAAAAGUCACUCAAAAUUCAGCUGUGAAAUUGUUUUGGAAUUUCAAAAAUAUAUUACUAUCAGGUAGAAGGAGCCACCAGUUCGAAUUUUCAGGACAAGUAAAUUCAAUGUUUGCUAAUUAUGAAAACAAAAGUAGGUUGCCUAUCGUGCUAUUCUUUAAAAGGUGCUUUUUAGUUUUAGAAGCACUAUAAAUUGCUCCAAACCUUGCUCUGACGUCGAAUGACUUGUUCCUCGACAUUUUAAAAUACUCUUUGGCAGUUUUGGUUCAAACUCCUGCUACGUACAUUUCGAUGUAUUGCAAUGCAUCCCCAAGGGCUCUUCCUGCUGUACGUUGCUUCCAAUUCAGGGAAAAGGUAUUGGGAUUGUAAGCUACCUUGUAUUGAAGCUCAGAUAGAACUGUCCAGCACUUUUGUUUACGACUAGAAAAUGAGUACGAGCGGCAGCUCUGCGAGGAAUUCGCACCUCAGCCAGGGGGGACGAAUGACGAACCGAUCUGUGUAAACAUGUAUUGCAGAGCAAAACAUAAUAAUCAAGAAAAAACUACCCAUUCAUUGAAGGAAGGAGUGACAACAAUUUCGGAGUUGUAAAUUUAUUUACGGGCAGUAUUUUUGCGAUAAUUUUUAAAUUUUUUUUUUUGCGAUAAUAUUUUUAAAAUGUCGAGGAACAAGUCAUUCUACUUCAGAGCAAGAUUUGGAGCAAUUUAUUGUGCUUCUAAAACUAAAAAGUACCUUUUAAAGAAUAGCACGAUAGGCAAUCGGCUUUUGUUGAGCUCAUAUGUCAGUGGUGUGAGCGUAUGUAUCUUUGUGGCUUUGUAACUUUGUAUCUUUGUAACUUUGUAUGUUCGGAUGUUUGUUGCAAGAGCCAAUAAGGUUGAAGGUACUAUUAGUUGAUGCUUAGGAACCAAUGAGAUCUUAGCAUCUACUUAAACAUGACAUUGGUAAAGGUCGAACAAGGGCACUUUGAGACCGCCAUCUUUAUUCACAAUUUUUUCGUCUUUUAUUACGGCUACAGGUGUUUGGAAACAUUAUAUUAAAUAUCUUCAUUAUUCAAACGCUGUGUACAGUGAUGCAGCUGUUUAAGGGUUCAUAUUUUAGUAUGGAUGCUGCUUCAAGGCAUUUCUGAUCUAAUUCGGCUAUCGGUACAACGCACGUCAGUAUGAGUUCUGUUUCACCUGCUACAACUUGGUAGAGUAUAAAAGAUCAUAUAUUUCAAAGCUCUUCCAAUGAAGCAAUAAUUGAUAGCGGAGCUCUGGCGCGCGAAGCGCGCCUGUGGAGCACCAUGGGUAAGUAAAUCUACCCAUCCCAGAAAAUUUGGUAAUCACGUGACCGUACACCGCCUUCAGCCAGCCCGUCCGUCCGCACCACAGGCAUACCAACGCAAAAUUUGGGGUAGUCUGUGUCGUCAGUGAGUGAGGUUUUUUUUUUGGCGCGAAAACGAAUGGCCACCCGCGUUUUGUAAAGGGUAAUCUUAAAAGUUCAGCGAAGUUAAUUCAGAACAAAAAGAAAUUUUUCGUAUCGGUUGACGGAAAUUGUUUUUACUUCUAUAUUUUAUUUAAUUCGAAACUAUGCACCCUAUAAAAUGUGGUUUUAGAAGUUUAAAAAGGCAGCUUAUUUUUGUGAAACCUGUACCGAGUAUUGUUAAUCCUGUAAACGAGCUUUAAAAAUGUUAUUCUCUCGCUUACAAAGUUCAACAGACCUUUUUCGUUCUGGCAAAACAAAAAAAAAGAAUAAUAAGUGAACAACAUGAUGCAUCCUUCCUGCAUACUAAGUAAUAUAUAGAUUUAGCCAGGGCUAAAAGCGAAGCUCCCUUUAAUAAAUUCAUAAUUUAAAUCAAACAAUAAACUUGUAAUCCGCAGAUCAGGGCACAUUCAUUUGACGUUUGAGGCAAAGGCUAAGUGAUUUCAGAGAAUAAUUUGACAGUCCAAGAGUGAAACAGCUUUUACAUCGAGUUAUUAAAUAGUCUUAUUUGUACACCCAAAAAUAGCAAUCAUGUUCGAUCACAGUAGAUUAGGCCUGGAAAACAAGUAGACCUACCUAUUCGUGUAUGGUAUUUGCAUUAGCUGUUGAAUCAUAAUGUGGCAUUCACCACUCCCUCCAACAUUGCUCCGUUUGAGAGACUAUGGAUAAUUGGACAACCCCAAAAUAUAAUUUUAAGAAACACAGGCGCCACGAUAGUCCUUGGUGGCAGCCAAUUUACACGUUGCAUUCCUCUGUCUAAAAGAGAGGCCAAAAUAAAAAAUCAGGCCGGAUUUUUUGUGUUCGACAAGUUUAGUUUACUAGUAAAUCUUGGCGACGAAUCUGGUGGCGUGUAAACCAGCCUUUUAAACAUACUUUUUCUCAUCAGGUCUCAGGUAAACAGUACUAUGAGGCCCUUGUUUUUAUCAUACAGACCUCGGACAGAAUUUGUUCUUUUUUGCCCUAUUUAAACCUAUAAUUCUGCAGUUUUUCACAAUUUUGCCAGAGAAUUUGCACUCAUUCAAUAUCCACGACGAUCAAAGCACGCGCUUCCUUUGCACAACAAAUUAUAGCAUUGAAUUAUAAAACGUUUUCAUGAAGAGAAUUCUAUAAUGUCAGGACUUUCAGUUAGAAAAAUCUGGUCGUAUGUGAUAUGCAGGGUAAUAUGGGCUUUUAGUGAAAACGAUAAAAAAAUUCCCAAAAUCACUUUUCGGCCAGCCGGACGGGGCUCACUUUUGACAGGCACUAAAUUUGCAGUGCGAUUAAUAGAGUUACCAUUUACGCUUCAACAUGAUAGAUAAAUUGUAUGUUUAGGUUUUAUUUCUCUUUAUUUAUUAAACUGCGUACGGUUUUGUUAUGUGUAAUCUUUAAAAGCGAGUGAUAUUUACGCGCGGUGUUUUGAGUAUUCCUGCAUGAGAUGUUUAUGUUCGACUGGAUACAACCGGUGCAGCGAUAAAAAUUGCGAGAGGGACUACUAACAAUCAAUAAAAUAAAUAUAAUUCGGUGAAACAUGUACAGAGACAAUAAUUUUCAUUCACGAAGAGAAGUAUUGAGAGUAAAGUGUCUUUGAAAAUCAUGAGUCAGGUAAGCAUAAGCUUAUUUAUGUUUUAAGCCGGCUUCCCGGUGUUUGCUCUUUUUCAAGAAGAAAGAAAAUCGCUCAGGGCUUUCUGUUUACAGCCAAAAUCAUAAGUAAAUAAUCUUCGGAACAUUUUCUUUGAAUUUGCGGUCAAAAAAUGUCUAAAGGCUUUUUAAACCUGAUACUAUUGUAGGUUAGAUCAUUGCUCGUAUAUAAACUUAAGCCGCAUAAACCAUACGCUCGACUUCAGGAAACCGAAAAAAAAACACAUCAAAGACAACAAUUUCUCAGGCUUACCAGUCGAGAUGCUGCUUCUGAAGGUCAUCAAGUGUUCCAGAAUUUUCAACCCUCUUACGCCUCAAGCAAGGGCAAGUGAGUAAGCUCACUUUUGAAAACGAUGCCAUCCGAAAUCGGAUUUCCAAUGACUUUGACAAGCGGUGCAUUUGUCAACAAAGAGCGCAAUAAACAAACCAGCCAUGAAUUACAGAACAAUCUUGAUAGCAGCUGUAUUUCAUUUUGUAAACCAAGUAGAAAAAGCCAGUUUAAAACAUCACAAGAUGACACAAAACUCUGUAAGCUCCAGCUAUCAGUAAGCAAGUUUCCAGACGCUGCAUAAAUUUUCCGCAUGAACUCACCUGUCAAAUUUUGACCAAUCAGAACAUAAAAAUUGGACGUAGAGCGUGAUCAACGCGUGACAGUGAGAAAAGUCAAAAGUGGUUGCCUUCGCUGCAUGUAAAUGUAAAAGCCGGUUGAAUUUUCGCGUCCGAGGUCAGUUCGAAAUCAACAUUUUAAAAGUGCGGCUCAUGAACUCGACUUAUUUCAUAUGGUUUUUAAAAAAAUUGAACUUGAGCCUGCGAUAAUUGAAAAGUAGCAACCUGUCAGCGGAUACGUUAAAAAAACACUCGAACUCAGUGGGUCGAUACCUGAGCCCGCGAUAGGGUCAGGCGAUACUGGUCAGCAGAAACACUAUUUUGACAGCUGUCAAUUAAUCAAAACAUGGAUGUACAAUAUCAGUUUGCAGGCUCCCAAACUAGCUAAAAAGUGUGAGAUUAAACAUUGGUAUACCUGUGGUGCGGACGGACGGAAGGUCGGGUGGUCGGUGUACGGUCACGUGAUUGCCGAAUUUUCUAAGAUGGAUCGAUUUUCUAAGCUAUGGGACUUCGCUAUGUCAUAACCAAAUUUUCUCAGAUGGAUAGUUUACCAAAUUUUCUUACCCAUGGUGCUCCGCUCUGCGCGCGCUUCGCGCGCGCGAGGAGCUCCGCUAUUAUAGUUUCUGAAACGUAUUUUAUUUAGUAAAGAUGUGUAACUUAAGUAGAAACAGUAGCAUUAGGGAAUAAAAUUGGAAGAAGCUAGUUGACACAAUGAUUAGAUACUGUUGUAUUGAGUGGAGUAACAUGAGACAAGUAGAAAUAUAUUUCGGCAGUUUGAUAAUCAACCUUGACGUUGCAUGAAACAUAAUUUAAUUGCAGAUGUUGUAAUAAAGCCGAGGUGAUUUCUUAAAAUCGCUUGAGAAAAUUUUGUAGUAAAACAAUUUGCCUUUUUUUUACGUACGAAUUGUAAAAGGGCCAAAGACCAACAUCUUCACAUGCAAAUUGUGUGCAUGAGUUAUUUUUAUAAUUCUGUUUACUAGAUUACUGUGUGAUAACUAGAAUCCCCUCACGUACGAACCACGAAAGGGGGCAAAGUCCAACACUUUCACGUGCCAGCUGUGUGACUGUACAUCUCAUGCAGAUUGGCUUUUCACAAUAAUAAUAGUAACUUGGACGAAUGAAGACCUGUUUCGUUUAGUAACCAAUGCCCUAAAAAAGGCUCUCGUCUUUUAAGAAGCAAUAGCCUUUAAAACAUGAAGAGAAAUAAGUUGUCGGAGUUAAAGACUGUCUCACAAAUGUUAAUAAAUGUUAGGUUAUCAACCUUGACGUUGCAUGAAACAUAAUUUAAUUGCAGAUGUUGUAAUGAAGCCGAGGUGAUUUCUUAAAAUCGUUUGAGAAAAUUUUGUAGUAAACAAUUUGCCUUUUUUUUUACGUACGAAUUGUAAAAGGCCCAAAGACCAACAUCUUCACAUGCAAAUUGUGUGUAAGAGUUAUUUUUAUAAUUAUGUUGGUACUAGUUUACUGUGUGAACUGAUAACUCGAAUUCCCUCACGUAAGAACCACGUAAGGGGGUAAAGUCCAACACUUUCACGUGCCAGCUGUGUGACUGUACAUCUCAUGCAGAUUGGCUUUUCACAAUGAUAAAUAGUAACUUGGACGUAUGAAGACCUGUUUCGUUUUGUAACCAAUGCCUUAAAAAAGGCUCUUGUCUUUUAAGAGGCAAUAGCUUUCAAACAUGAAGAAAUAAGUUGUCGGAGUUAAAGACUGUUUCACUGAGUAGAAUCGCACGUGAAAACCUCGUGAAUUAUGAUGAUGCAACCAUCUACCACAAUGAUAAAAAUCCUGGUAUUUCGUAACUAUUCGGUAUUCCAUGAGUCACAUUUUGGCUUAAGAAACUCCGAGGAAACCUUAGAGUUUUCCUUCUAAUCAACGUUUGGUGAGUAGAAAUUUAUUUUACUUAAACAAUUUGUUCAACUUGCACCAGAUGUAACAGGGAAGGACAGAGGAAGGUGAGUAUAUAGGUUGAGGAUCGACUCAGCUGAGCGUUUCGCGUUUUCAUUUAUGUAGCGCAAUACCCAAUUUCGCACAAAAACCAAAUCUACAUUUAGGAUGAAAAAGGUAGAUUCAUCACUCUUGGCAAGGUUACACCGAAGUAUUAUAGUUACACUGAAGCAUUCAAAAUAGCUCAUGCACGUUUAACGUGCCUAUGUUUUUAAGAAUUAGCAAACAUUGAAUUUACUUGUACCGAAAAUUGAAACUGGUGUCCCCUUCUUCCUCAUAGUAAAUUAUUUUUGAAAUUCCAAAACAAUUUCACUGCUGAAUUUUGAGCGACUUUUAGUUGCGGACUUCUGCUCCAAAGAUUUUCCUGAAAAUUAGAUUUUCAUUUAUUUUUUUAUUGCGUCCUUGACUAGACCUUUUAAUAAAAUAUAUGUACACAAAAUAUAUUUUUCCUACCAUAAACUAUAAAUUGUUGGAUUUAUAUAGCUGCCUUAACAUGGCAUAUUAUUUAAGUAAUUCGUACAUGAUAUCACCGUUUCUUUUUUCUUCAAAAAUAUAACAAGAAUUUCGAUUUUUAGGUUCGAAUUCUAUUAAAAAUAUAUUUGAAACCUCUUUCUAACAAUGUUGCUUUUGCCUCGAUUGUCGUCAUCACAGAGAAAGUUUACUUCAGCGCCCACAGUCCUAGUGUCAGUGGAGCAUGAAAGGCGCGGUGUAAAGCAUGAUGCCUCCUCUGUGUGA